Molecule: messenger RNA, 652 nt
Organism: Drosophila simulans
Lineage: Eukaryota; Metazoa; Arthropoda; Insecta; Diptera; Drosophilidae
Gene: halo
Exons: 1
Coding region: 117-446 (109 amino acids)
Source: RefSeq, a predicted model, not a curated record
GGCUUAAAUACCAGGACACCCCGACCUCAGACAGCACUGCACUCUGGACACUCAAAGCGAACAGAUCUCUGCGCAGCACUCAGAUUCCCAGUAAAUCAGUUGGCAUAUAUUCGAUAAUGGCCGAGCUACUUUUUCCACAACUGGAGCGUCCUUUGCCCUCGCUGCCAUCGCUGCACUACACCCUGUUUGCCUACAGGGAGGAGUUGCGACGCCGCGAUGCCCCGUUCAUGAAGAUGUCCACCAUCAAGCUGCACCUCACGGACAACCUCAUCCUGCAGACGAUCAAGAACAUCCGGCAGUACGACACCAUAGAGAUUAUGAAUCUCAACCAGGAGAUCAACUUCAAGCGGCGGCUGACCAAGCAAAUGCGGAAGGUGCGCAAACUGGAGAAGCUCGGCUUGCACAUCGAUCCCCGGAAACUCAACGAGGACGGCCAAUGGCACUGAAGUCCGAUUAAAUGGAACUCCAGAACUUAAACUCCCUACCUAAACUCUAUCGUACUCAUACACACACCCCCACACUAUACUUACAUACUCUGAGCAUGUGAAAUUAGAUCGUAAGCAAAGCUCCUCAAGUUUCUAAAACUCCAUAAGCCAUACUAACCAUAAUAAGUCUAUCUGUUUUAAAAAAGAAAUAAAAACAAAAAUUUAAA